Messenger RNA from Magnolia sinica, 2753 nucleotides. Its product is annotated as glucosamine inositolphosphorylceramide transferase 1. Gene Ontology annotation, molecular function: glycosyltransferase activity. Bases 226 to 2499 code for a protein of 757 amino acids. Lineage: Eukaryota; Viridiplantae; Streptophyta; Magnoliopsida; Magnoliales; Magnoliaceae. Gene Ontology annotation, cellular component: membrane. The transcript has 4 exons. The record is from RefSeq and is a predicted model, not a curated record.
GAAGACUGCUACGGCAUUUUCCGCGUUAAAGGACGGAGAAACAGAGGAAAAAGAAAGGAAGCUGCUGAUCGUCUUUGGAAUGUUCGAAAAUGCAGUAGUGUCUUCCGUUUUCCACGACUCUUCUCUUCCAUGAUUUUCUUUGGGUUGACGAUGACUGUAAUUCCAGAGAGAAAAACGGAUUUGAAAGGAAAUAAAUAGCAGCAGCAGCGGAUAUAUUGUAAUUGGAUGGGUUCGAGCGGAAUCGGCAACGGAAGCGGCAGCGGCGGUUGCUGCGACAUGAGCCUCAAGUGCUGGUGCAGGUGGAGAUGGGAUCACUGCUUUCUCUCCACCACUUUCCUUUUUCUUCUUUCCUCCUUCGUAGUCUUCGCUUCCAUCGCCACGUUCUUCGCCUGGCUCACUUUCCCACCUUACGAUCGUCCGUCCAUUUCUUCCUUCGGCUGCCAGCCUGACAGCGAGGGGUCGUGGUCUAUCGGGAUCUUCUACGGCGAUUCCCCUUUCUCUUUGAAGCCUAUCGAAUCUAGAAACGUGUGGAAGAAUGAUAGCAGUGCGUGGCCUGUUGCGAAUCCGGUUUUUACUUGUGCAUCUGCUUCAGAUGCUGGCUUCCCGAGCAAUUUCGUUGCUGAUCCUUUCCUUUUUGAUCAGAAGGACGAUGCUCUCUAUUUGUUUUUCGAGACCAAGAAUUCAGUCACUUUGCAAGGAGACAUUGGUGUGGCAAGAAGUACCGAUAAAGGUGCAACAUGGAAGCACUUGGGCAUUGCUUUAGAUGAGGAAUGGCACCUUUCUUAUCCAUACGUUUUCAGAUAUCAUGAUGAUAUAUACAUGAUGCCUGAGAGCAGUCAGAAAGGGGAGCUCCGUCUCUAUCGGGCACUGAAAUUUCCCCUUCAAUGGACAUUGGAAAAGGUUAUAUUGAAGAAGCCCCUCAUAGAUUCCUUUAUCGUGAAUUACAAGGGCAAUUUUUGGCUCUUUGGCUCGGACUUCAGCGGUUUUGGCACCAAGAAGAAUGGGGAACUUGAGAUUUGGUAUAGCAGCACACCUCUUGGCCCGUGGAAACCACACAAGCAGAACCCCAUUUUUAACAUCGAUAAGAGCUUGGGUGCUCGAAAUGGAGGCAGGCCGUUUAUGUACAAUCACAACCUCUACCGCAUUGGCCAAGAUUGUGGUGAAACAUAUGGCCGGGGAGUGCGGGCUUUCAAGGUAGAGGUUCUUACCAAGGACGAAUACAAGGAAGUUGAAGUCCCCUUAGGCUUUAAAGAACCUGAGAAAGCCCGCAAUGCUUGGAAUGGUGCUCGUUACCAUCAUCUAGAUGUGCAACAAAUAGGCUUGAAUGGUGAGUGGGUUGGAGUGAUGGACGGGGAUCGGGUUCCUUCAGGCGACUCUGUCCAUAGAAUUAUUUUAGGCUCUGCUGCAAUUGCAGCUGCAGCUGCACUGGUUAUUUUAGUGGGUGUAUUGGUGGGAGCUGUGAAGUGCUUUCUACCUCCCAACUGGUGCCUUCAUGGUUACAGAAAGAGAAGCGACGCCUUCACAUCAUGGGAGCGCCCUCAUUCGUUCUCCUCUAAGCUGAGGCGGUUCUUUACCCGUUUGAACAGGAUGAGUUCAUUAAUUAGAGGACGGAUGAAGCCCAACACAUGUGCAGGCGGAUCGGUUUUGGCAUCAAUGUUUGUUAUUGUGGUGGUGCUAAUAUGUAUGGGUGUUAAGUAUAUUUAUGGUGGCAAUGGCGCAGAAGAAGCCUACCCAUUGAAGGGACACUAUUCUCAGUUUACAUUGCUAACCAUGACAUAUGACGCUCGGUUGUGGAAUCUUAAGAUGUAUGUGAAACAUUACUCGAGGUGCUCUUCAGUUGGGGAGAUUGUCGUAGUGUGGAACAAAGGCCAGCCUCCUCAACUGAGUGAGUUGGAUUCAGCAGUGCCAGUUAGAAUUAGAGUAGAAGAGCAUAACUCGCUGAAUAACCGGUUCAAGAUGGAUCCUUCAAUAAAGAACCGAGCCGUCCUCGAACUUGAUGAUGACAUAAUGAUGACUUGCGAUGAUGUGGAGCGUGGGUUUAGGGUCUGGCGGGAGCACCCGGAUAGGAUCGUCGGGUUCUACCCACGGCUCAUUGAUGGGAGCCCGUUGAAGUACAGGGAUGAGAAGUAUGCUCGGACGCGUAGAGGGUAUAACAUGAUAUUGACAGGAGCUGCAUUCGUUGACAGCCAGGUGGCAUUCAAGAGGUACUGGAGCAAGGAAGCCGAAGAGGGAAGAGAGGUGGUGGACAAGUACUUCAACUGUGAAGAUGUGCUCUUGAAUUUCUUGUAUGCUAAUGCCAGCUCGUCGAGGACUGUGGAGUAUGUAAGGCCUGCAUGGGCAAUUGAUACAUCAAAGUUCUCAGGGGCGGCCAUCAGCCGGAACACGAAAGUGCAUUAUCGGGUCAGAACAGAUUGCCUUGUCAAGUUCUCCGAGAUGUAUGGGAAUCUAGCCGCACGGAAAUGGGAAUUCGAUGACCGGAAAGAUGGUUGGGAUGUAUAGGAGAGGAUUUUGACGACGAUGACAACAACUCCAACAGAGACAACAACAGGUCACAUACUGCCUUAAAAAUAGUUCUUUCUUGUGUCCAAACCAUCUCUUUCCGACAUGUGAUUUUGUUUUUUUGGAAACUGUAUCUUUGAUCCGUCUUGUUAAACUGUAUCUUUGAUCCCUGUCUUGUUAAUGUUCUGAGGGGCCAUUGUAGCUUUGAAUGAUGAAUCAUAUAUGUACAUUGAGAUCCCCCCUCUCUUUAUUUU